Cannabis sativa is the source of this 1125-nucleotide messenger RNA. RefSeq lists its product as uncharacterized. The transcript has 3 exons. NCBI's taxonomy places the organism in Eukaryota, Viridiplantae, Streptophyta, Magnoliopsida, Rosales, Cannabaceae. The record is from RefSeq and is a predicted model, not a curated record. Gene Ontology annotation, molecular function: protein tyrosine phosphatase activity. Gene Ontology annotation, biological process: protein dephosphorylation. Bases 49 to 795 code for a protein of 248 amino acids.
UAUUAAAUUUAAAUCAUCCAAAUUUUGGGUCUCUUCAAUUCUUCAAAAAUGAAGGCAUUACAUUUCCAAUACAGACUGAACCCAACAACAACAACAAUAACAACAACUCCACAAUUACCAUUCUACCCCUCUCUCUCUCCAUCUCCAUUCCUCCUUCUUCUUCCUCUUCCUACUCAUACCCAUUUCCCAUCUCUCCAUUCCAAAUCCCAAUUCUCAUCAUCAUCAUCAUCAGCAGGUGCUUCCAUGUCCAUGGCGGCUUCUACAGAAACAGACACAGACACCAAACCCUUCUCUGUUCUCUUUGUGUGUCUGGGCAACAUUUGCCGUAGCCCAGCUGCCGAAGGAGUCUUCACCGAUUUGGUCAAGAAAAGGGGUUUGGAAUCCAAGUUCAAGAUUGACUCAGCCGGCACCAUUAAUUACCACGAGGGAAGCCAAGCAGACCCCAGAAUGAGGGGAACCGCUAAGAGCCGAGGGAUUCGCAUAACUUCAUUGUCAAGACCAAUCCGACCCUCUGAUUUUGUCGACUUUGAUUUGAUUCUCGCCAUGGAUAACCAGAAUAAAGAUGAUAUAAUUGAAGCUUUUAAUAGGUGGAAGUUUAAAGACCCUUUGCCUGAGGAUGCUCAUAACAAGGUUAAGUUAAUGUGUUCUUAUUGUAAGAGACAUGAUGAAACAGAAGUUCCAGAUCCUUAUUAUGGUGGACAAGAAGGCUUUGACAAGGUAAUUUAUUUUGUAUUACUAUUGAAAUCGAACAAAACAAGAUUAUUGUGUCUAAUUCUAUUAUGUAUGUAUAUAUAAUAUUGAUGAGUAGUUAGUUAGAUGAGUUUUGGUAUUAAGCAUUGGUAUUGGGCACUUCCAAUACCAUACCGAUACCGAUGUAAGGGAGUGAAGAGGAGAAGAUUUCGUUUUAUGGUAAAAAAGUCAUUUCUUCUGAUUAUUUGGCACGAAGAAAAAGAAGAAAACAGAGGGUAUAUGUUCUAUGUUGUAUUUCAAAUAUUAAGCCUCACAAAUAGGAUACGAAAACUUUGGAUUGUAAGUGAUUGGCAGUUUCUUAUUAUAUUACUUAUUAAAUUAAAAUGUAUGGAACCUGAUAUUAAUGGUAUGCCACUUCACAUGUAGUGUUUGACA